Molecule: messenger RNA, 1112 nt
Organism: Sitophilus oryzae (rice weevil)
Lineage: Eukaryota; Metazoa; Arthropoda; Insecta; Coleoptera; Curculionidae
Product: sex peptide receptor-like
Exons: 2
Coding region: 1-873 (290 amino acids)
Cellular component (GO): membrane
Molecular function (GO): G protein-coupled peptide receptor activity
Source: RefSeq, a predicted model, not a curated record
AUGCUUGAAGACAAAGCAGAAGUAAAACAGCAGGUCGAGUUAAAAAAACAGGAGAAAGCAAAGCAACAAAGUAUAACAAAACAGAGUCGAAGAAAUAAUGAAAACACAAAAUCAAUACCAAAUCUGGAAAAGUUUCUAUCUGUUAAACGAAACCUAAUAGACGAAGCUGAAGAAAAGAAAACAGACGAAAAGGCUUCUAACAAAACCGAGUGCAUCAUUUGCGGUGAAACUUUUGAGGAGGACUGGGUCCAAUGUUCAAGACGUGAUGGGUGGGCUCAUGAAUUCACAACGUGGAAUCAUCAAGAAGUUGAAGUAUGUGUCAAGACUUACGCCGAAUGGGUUAAAAAUUUCAUCACCAUAGACGGUUAUUUUAUAUUUUAUUAUGCGUUUAGGUUAAUAUUCGUUCACAUGCUACCGUGCAUAGCACUCGUAACAUUAAACUUGUUGCUCUUUAGAGCACUUAAACAAGCUCAAAAACGGAGAGAUAUUUUACUCUCGUCAAAGAAAAAUCAAAAAAACGAAUGUAGAAAAUUAAGGGAUUCAAAUUGUACUACUCUCAUGUUAAUCGUAGUAGUAAGUGUAUUUUUGCUCGUAGAGAUACCACUAGCUGUAGUAACCAUGCUGCAUAUCAUUUCCAGCUCCAUUAUCGAAUUUCUAGAUUACAGUGUCGCAAAUACUCUAAUUAUAUUUACGAAUUUCUUUAUUAUUUUGAGUUAUCCGAUAAACUUCGCUAUAUACUGCGGCAUGUCCAGACAAUUUCGAGAAACGUUUAAGGAACUGUUUAUUAGCGGAGCUGGUAAUGCCCGGAAUGGAUCUUCCAAGUAUUCGGUCGUAAACGGUCCAAGAACUUGCACGAAUGAAACAGUUUUGUAACUGCGUUAAACCAUUACAAGUUAUCGCUUUAGGCAUGCAUUGUAAAUUUCUACAAAUCUAUGACAGUUGCCAUCAAUAAUCCUAAAAGAUUUGUAAAAAAACUCAAAAACAGUUUUAGAAAUCGGCUACGUAUGCUUUUAGUGACUCAAGCCACCUCAAGCCUAACAACUGCUUUAACAAGCUUUAAGUGCGUAUAGUUAUAAUAAAGAAAAAUGACGUAUUAAUUUUACACAGAGGAU